This is a messenger RNA of Onychostoma macrolepis, 2182 nucleotides long. RefSeq lists its product as uncharacterized. The coding region runs from base 723 to 1370 and encodes 215 amino acids. The record is from RefSeq and is a predicted model, not a curated record. The transcript is spliced from 6 exons. NCBI's taxonomy places the organism in Eukaryota, Metazoa, Chordata, Actinopteri, Cypriniformes, Cyprinidae.
AAACCGGCAGUUCUCAAAAGCUGAAGAAUUCCAAAGGAACUCCGUUAUUUUGACAGGAAAAUACAACAAAGAAUAUCGUUUACAUGUAGCGCGUCACUUCUGCGUGUUAUGAAAGACUAUCUUGCUCUGUAUCUUUCUUUGAGCGUGUGAGACAAAGCAACGGCGAGUCGUGCGCCUUCACACUAGAGUUUACGAUAUGUCAGAUACAGCUACACUGCGCAUCCAUUCUGAUAAACUGAAAAAUAAAAUGAUAAAUAAUAUUAUAAAUUAUAGUAACGCCACAUUUUAUUGUCAGUAACGGUAACGGCGUUGUAACGGGGGAAACAGUAAUUCGUUUGAUUAUGUGUUACUGAAAAAAUAAGGCCGUUAGUAAAGCCGUUUAUUUAUAACGCCAUAAGUUAUUCCCAUCACUGCUGAGAAACCCAGUACUCAGAGUAGCCAGGAAGAGCUCCAGAGAGAACUUGAUGAAAUUAUUUAUUCCAUCAGAAGAAAGAAGCAUGAUCUAUAUCGACAAAAUGGCAUUUGCUAUUAUGUCACUCAACUUGCAUUUUUUUUGUUCUAAUGAAAUUUUCUGAACCUUACAGACAGCAGCCAAACAAGGCAACGCAAAAGAAGUUGACUUGGUGAGCUGAAAAAUACACUCAGAAAGAAGAUUGUGCAGUACAACGCCAUUCCUGGCACUGAAGAGAAAAUUGACCCAGAAGCAGCAUGCAGUCUCUGUGAUGAUGGCAUUCUGCCUUGGGAAGCACAAGGAGAUGCUUGAGAAACUCCAUGCCAUUGGAUACAAGCCAGUUUUGCUUCUUGGCAAGGAGACCAAAAAGAAAGAAAACAAGUGUGAAAUAUUAACCCCUCGCUGCACACUCUCCACCUAUGCCCAGGACUACCUUCAGAAGAUAGGUUCAUUUUAUGAAUACCUCUGUGAAGGUUGGAACCAGGAUUCCAGUGGCAAUGAUGAUCAGCUGAUUACUCUGCACCUCACACCCUGUGACUCAUUGGAGAACACAAGCAGCCGGGAGGAGGUGAGGACCACACAGGUGGAAGAGACAAGGAACAUGCUGGUGGAGCAGGUGGAGCAGGCGACCAUUAUGGAGGGGCAGGCAGAGCAGAUGAGCGUCAAGGAGGGGCAGACGGAGCAGGUGACUAUUAUGGAGGGGCAGGCGGAGCGGGCGACCAUUAUGGAGGGGCAGGCGGAGCAGAUGAGCACUAUGGAAGGACAAGGGUCAGCCAUGGGCACAGUUGAUCUCACUAACAAAAAGAAAAAGUCAGACACACCUGGGACACAUACAGGCGUGGACAAAAAUAUUGACACCCCUGCAUUUCUGUCAGUUAAUAAAUGCACUACUUCUCCCAGAAACUUGUUGCAGUUAUAAAUUGUUUGCAUUGGAACAACACACACAAAAAAAAAAAACAGGAAAAAAUCCAAAUCUGAGACAUUCUACACAAAUCUCCAAAAAUUGACAAAAUUGACGCCCUCAACUUAAUAUUUGGUAGCACAUCCUUUGGAAACAAUAACUGAAAUCAAUUGCUUCUUGUAACCAUCAGUGGGUUUCUUACAGCUCUCUCCUGGACCACUCUCCUUUUGCCAACUGCUCUUUCAGAUUUUAAGGGUUUCUACUCGAGAUCUCUAGACAGGUGCUCUAUGGGAUUUUGAUCUGGACUCAUUUCUGGCCACUUAAACCUUCCAGUGCUUUGUCUUAAACCAUUUUUUGGUGCUUUUUGAAACAUGCUUUGAGUCAUUGUCCCGCUUUAAGGCCCAUGACCUCUGACUGAGACCCAUACGCCCUACAUUGCGCUCCAGAAUUCUUUGGUAGUUUUCAGAUUUCAUAAUGCCAUGCACACAGUUACAGACAUCCAGUGCCUGAGGCAGCAAAGCAACCCCAAAAUAUCAGUGAGCCUCCACCAUGUUUGACUGAGGGACAGUGUUCUGUUCUUUUGAAGGCCUCGUUUCAUUUUCUGAAGACAUGCAGUACAAUGAUGUGCUUUACCAAAAAACUCUGUUUUAGUCUUAUUUGUCCACAGGACAUUCUCUCAGAAGGACUUUGACUUCCUCAGGUACGUUUUGGCAAACUCCAAUCUUGAUUUUUGUUUCUGUGUCAGCAGUGGGGUCCUUCUGGGUCUCCUACCAUAGCGGCCCUUUUCAUUCAGAUAGCGAUGGAUAGUGCAAGCUGACACUGUUGUAUCC